AUGGACCCUGCCACAUCCUCGUGGGACGCGCAUCGCGAUGUCGAGGCCGUCUUUAUCGCGGACGGCCGAUCCGUGCUGCAGUUCCGCCCGCGGCCCCCCGCGCCCGCCGCCAUGAUGAUCACCGACGACUCGGGCCUCUCCGAGGAAGCCGCUUGCGGCGGCGGCGGAGGCGGAGGCGCAGGAGGCAGCGGCGUGGACGGUAAUGGCGGCGGCGGUGCGCGAGACUGGUUGAUCAUGGAUCCGAUCCUUCAAGUGGAGUCGGACUGCCAGGUCCACCGUGUUGGCUCGCAUGGCUUCAUCCUCGUGCUUCCCUCGCCAUCGCCCGCCUCGCAACCGCGCCAGUCCCCGUCCGCGCGCCCGCCGCCGUAUCCCUCCGCCUCAUCCCCCGCGCCCCCGUCGCCCGCGGUCGCGACGGCCUACUCCAUCCGCUUCCUCCUCUCCUCGCAGGCGGACGCAUUCUCCCGCGCGCUCUCCGCCUGGCAGUCCGCUUCCCGCUCCGCGCCCUCCUCCUCCGCCGCCGCUGCCGCUGCUACUACUGCCACGGGCGGUGCUGUUGCCAAUGCUACUGCUGCUGGUGCUGCUGGUGCUAACAGGGCAGCAGCAGCAGCAGGGGGAGCGGGAGCAGGGGCGGGCAGCGCGGAUUGCGAAGGAGGCGGCGUUCCGAACGGGGUAGCCGCAGGGGAAGCGCGAGAGGAACCUGCCGGGACCGGCACUUCUGCUCCUUCCACUGCCGCAGCUGCUGGUAGCGGCGGCGGUGGUGGCGGCGAGGAGGGCGCGAGUGCGUUUGACCGCAAGAUAGAGGCGUCGAGUGCUAAGAUGUACUUCCAUUACUACGGCCAGCUGCUGCACCAGCAGAACAUGCUGCAGGACUACGUCCGCACAGGCACGUACUACGCGGCGGUGAUGGAGAACCGCGCGGACUUCGAGGGGAAGAUCGUGGUCGACGUGGGCGCGGGCAGCGGCAUUCUCAGCCUCUUCGCCGCUAGGGCGGGGGCGAAGCACGUGUACGCGAUCGAGGCGAGCAACAUGGCGCACCACGCGUCCAAGCUCGCGGCGGGUAACCCGCUGCUCGGCCAGAACAUCACAAUAAUACACGGCAAGGCGGAGGACGUGUCGCUGCCCUUCCAGGCGGACGUACUCAUCUCCGAGCCCAUGGGCACGCUGCUGGUGAACGAGCGCAUGCUGGAGACGUACGUGAUCGCGCGCAACCGCUUCCUCAAGCCCGGGGGGAAGAUGUUCCCCAGCGCUGGCAGGAUCCACGUGGCACCGUUCUCAGACGAGUACCUCUACGUGGAGAUGGCCAAUAAGGCGCUCUUCUGGCAGCAGCGCAGCUACUACGGUGUGGACCUCACGCCCCUGCAUGGGGACGCGCUCAACGGCUACUUUGCCCAGCCGGUGGUGGAUGCGUUUGAUCCGCGCAUCCUCAUCGCGCCCAGCACAGCGCACUCCAUCGACUUCAGCACCAUUCAGGAGGGCGAGUUAUUCGACUUGGACAUACCGCUGUCCUUCAAGUCCACCAUGGCGGCCCGCCUGCACGGCCUUGCAUGCUGGUUCGAUGUGCUCUUCAGCGGCAGCCCAUCGUGGAGCCCAGACGGCACAGUGGGGGGCGUGUUGCAGUCAUCCAGUGGCAAGCUGGACCUCAAGGAGCCCUUGUCCGCCCCUUCCCCUUCCCCUUCCCCUUCCCCUUCCCCUUCCCCUUCCCCUUCCCCUUCCCCUUCCCCUUCCCCUUCCCCUUCCCCUUCCCCUUCCCCUUCCCCCUUAUCUCAAACCCCCCUUUACGCGCUUGGCAGCCCAUGCAUGGAGCCCAGACGGCACAGUGGGGGGCGUGUUGCAGACAUCGAGCGGCAAGCUGGACCUCAAGGAGCCGUAUUACCGCAUGAGCCAGGCGUCCCUCGCAUGGACGCAGGAGCAGCCGCAGGUGCAGGCGCAGCAACAGACACAGCAGGUACCCCCGCCCCGUACCCUGCACGCGCUGCACCGGGUCUUCUUUUUUUCUCUUCACCUGAAUCGGCUUCGCAUCCCCCGCCUGCCUUCCUCCCUUCCAAUUGGCCUCUUGUAGCCCCCUCCUGUAUUCGGUUGCCUGCUGCAUCUGAGUGGGUUGCUGGGUUUGGUCUGUCUAGCGAUGAUGAGAAGAUCGAUGGGAGGGGAGGAGGGGAGGAGGGGACGGAGGGGACGGAGGGGACGGAGGGGGAGGAGGGGAGGGAGGGGACGGAGGGGGAGGAGGGGUGGAGGGGAGACUGCUGGAGGGUGUGCACUGCCCUGCACACAGCCUCAUGUCUCAAUGCUGCUGAUGCUGAGUAG
Messenger RNA from Closterium sp. Naga37s-1, 2301 nucleotides. The record is from the annotation of a GenBank genome assembly. Lineage: Eukaryota; Viridiplantae; Streptophyta; Zygnematophyceae; Desmidiales; Closteriaceae.